Molecule: messenger RNA, 2315 nt
Organism: Lycium barbarum (goji berry)
Lineage: Eukaryota; Viridiplantae; Streptophyta; Magnoliopsida; Solanales; Solanaceae
Product: B3 domain-containing protein REM16-like
Molecular function (GO): DNA binding
Source: RefSeq, a predicted model, not a curated record
CUAUAUAUAUGGUUAAAAUUAUUUAUUAUGUAUAUAGUAGAUGUUGAACCCCCUUGUCUUCUUCAUGUAUUUACUUUUUCAUAUUUUUGAACCCUCUUAAUGAAAAUCCUGAUUCCGCUACUGGUCACCGUUAAGUUAAUUAUGUUAGUUGGACCAAAGAUGCUCCACUUUAGCAAAUCUGAGGGACUAAAAAUGCUCAAUGUUAGAUUUGAAGGAUCAAAAUAGAGCUACUCCCUUAGAGAAUAACUUGUUCUUGCAUCAAUGACAAAAAUAACUUUUUAUGCUUAUAGCCUAGAAUGAGUCAGUUUAUUAAAAGUCAUUUGAGUUGUUGUAACAACAACAACAACAUAUCUAGUGUAAUCCCACAAGGUGGGGUAUGGGGGUUGUUGUAACAACAGUAAUUUUUUUAAUGUAUAGUAAUAUGUGAGUUCUUUUCACUAUGUCUAGUUCAUAGUUAUUUCCAUUUUCAGAGAAAAGAAUUUUCCAAGUACAAAUAUUGACUCUGCCAUAUGCUGCCACAAACUAGAAAUUUUCUCUGCUUUGUCGUGCUCCUUUCGUUUAUUUGGAUUUUGUCGAUCUUAGCUAGUGUUCUUGUUGUACAUGAAACAUGAAUCGUAGCCAGGGAUGAUGAAAUUGCAGGCCAUUCCCCCAAAAUUUGCCAACAAUUUGAGAGAAAAGCUAGCAGGUUCCGUUAGUUUAAAAGGUCCAAGUGGUGCAACAUGGAAUGUAGGACUGACUGCAAAUGGAGAUACACUAUUCCUCAAACAUGGGUGGAAAGAAUUCAUCGACGCCCAUUCACUAGAGGAAGAUGACUUGUUGAUCUUUAAGUACAAUGGAGACUCGCGGUUUGAUGUUUUAAUGUUUGAUAAGCAGAGCUCGUGUGAGAAACAAGCUUCAUAUUUCGUCAAAAAAUGUGAUCACACUGAUGUUGCAAGUCAAGGCAGGACAAAGAAGCCUGUAACAGAAAGUAACGAUGCAACUGAUGAAUCUUCACAUGAUGUGUUUGAGGCCACUGCAACAACGAAACAUAGUAAGCAUGCAUUGACUCCAACAUCUAGUGCACGGGGUACUCGAGCUAAUGUCAAUUUGCGGUCUAGGGAAAUCAAAAGUACAAGUAGUAGAACUGGUGGGUAUACCCUGGAGUUGACAACUAACAGACGGGCUAUAAAUGACGAGGAGAAACAAAAAGCAUUUGACUUGGCAACUGCAGCUGUAACACCAAACAGUUUUCUGGUGGUUAUGCGUCCCUCUCAUGUAUAUAAAGGGUUUUACAAGAUUCCAUCCGAGUGGGCAAGGGUCCAUCUGCCUCGCAGGAACCUAGAUGUUAUGCUUCGGAUUAAGGAGAAGACGUGGCAGGCCAAAUUCCAAAACACAGAUUAUGGUGGUGGACUAACUGGUGGUUGGAGAAGGUUUGUUCUCGAAAAUUUCCUUGAAGAAUUUGACGUGUGUGUGUUCAAUCUUACCUGUGGAGAAGAUGGAGCCACAAUCUUGGAUGUCAACAUAUUCCGAGUUGUGGAAGAGGUCACCCCACCAUCUCGAGUAACACCAGCUUCCUCAUCAAAAGUUAGGAAGCCAAACAAAUUUGCAAGGAAGAAAGCCCAGUAGGAACUGCAUGAUGGAUUUCUUUUUAGUGGGGGUUUUAUGUUUAGCUGUUGAAUAGGUUAUGGAGAUGGCUGGCCUGAUGGUUGAACAUGUCAAACUUUUUUAUUCCUUCUCUCUUUUAAAUAUACUAUUAUCGCCUUAUCGGCUGGGAAAUCUUAAGCUGUUGUAGACCAUAGUUUGAUGUCUUCUGUGAUACUGGAUUUGUUGGAUUACUUUUUAGUUCAGUUAGUUUCCUUGUUCAAAUAUGUCCUUGCUAAAAUGUUUUGAAUAUGAUGAAUUUCACAAGGUGAAGCGUAUCCAAAGGUUACAUUAAUGUUGCAUGAUGCAACCAGUAAGGUUUUGCUAAUGGUAUUAUAUCGACAGAAAAAGUGCUCAAACAUGAGUCAGAUAACCAUUUGGCUGAUCAAAUGUAGUCUCCUUUGCUGUAUCUCCAGGACCAAUUUUUGCCUCAGUGUGCAGAAUAGUAAUAAACUCUUUACCUUCACCUCGUUUCACUGAAUGAAAAUACUUAACCUUUCAUGUCACCAGUUUUUCAUUUGUGUCACCCCAUAUUCGCGAUUCAAAUGUGCCAUCAAUGACAACUUUUAAUUUUCCAUUUUUUAGAUAGCUGUUGUGUUCAGGCUAUUUUGUGUGCACCUAGACUAUUAUAUCAUCGGGUACCUUAUACCCCUAUCGGCACAUAUAUUGGGUAACUUUUGUCUACCAACUUAAAA